AAUUUAAGGGCCCGUGCUCUUCAAUAAACGUGCUUCGUGGGUUCCGAGGCUGCUAGUUGUUUCUCUCCGACAGAAGUGAAGCCAGGCGACGAGAAGGAGACGCCGGGGGAGGAAAGCGAAGAUGAGUGGCGGAGAGAAGGGUAUCCUGUGGAAGCUACCGGAGGUCAAGUCGAAGGAUCUCGGCAAACUCGGUCCCGCCUUCGGUUUCGGCGCCGGCUGCGGUGCCGGCUUCGGUGUUGGCCUCUUCGGUGGUGCAGGGUUAGGGCUUGGAUUUCCGGGUUUACAGUUUGGCUUUGGACUUGGUGCUGGAUGUGGAAUAGGUCUGGGUUUUGGUUAUGGAAUGGGAAAAGGAAUUGCCUAUGACGAGAACCAAAGAUACACAAAUGUAGGCAAGCUGUUUCAAGGGACGAAAAAUCUCCCAGCACAAGAGCAUAUUGGUGCUUUGGUUGAUGAGCUUGUUGUAAAUACCAAAAAGCUAAUUGAAGCAACUUCAAGAGAGAUUGAGAAGUGGAGAUGAAUCAAUUCUGAAGAAAAGGAAUAUCUAGGUGUUACCAGCAUUCGAACUAAUGCUUUAUCUUGGACAUACAAAUGUACUGCAGCUGUGGGUUGAAGACACUAGGAUCCUUUAUGUUGCCAAAGAUAUGUGUUAAUUGCAGUUCACUAUAUAGUUAGCUUUUAGCUUAUUAGCUGAUACAUUUAAUGGUUGGUUAGGAUUUAUGACCUGUAUAUUUAUUUAGUUCCUGCUGCAUAUAAACCUAAUUUGGUGAACAUAUACCAGAUAGUAACUUGAUGCUUGGCUUAUUAUUUUUCUUAAUGAAGCAGGGCGCAUAUUAUAAAAUC
Messenger RNA from Elaeis guineensis (African oil palm), 840 nucleotides. RefSeq lists its product as uncharacterized. NCBI's taxonomy places the organism in Eukaryota, Viridiplantae, Streptophyta, Magnoliopsida, Arecales, Arecaceae. The record is from RefSeq and is a predicted model, not a curated record.